AUGAAGGGACUGAUUCCGGCGCCGAAAGGGCGAGUACGGACUCCUGUCGGACACAAAUACCUCGAGGCGCUGCAAUCGAAGGUCAAUGGUGACUCCGAUACCUCGAGCUCACCGUCUCCUUCUGCGGAGCAGAAUAACCCAGGGCUGGACCUGCUGAUUCUUGGGUUGACCUCUGGUACCGCCAUGGACGAUAUCGACUUCGCAUUAUGUCGAUUCACGCAAGGCUCGCCCGAGGCACCGCUUUGCCUUGAGAUUGUCCAGUACGAUUCCGUUGUCAUGCCUUCAAAGAUUCGAAGCGAUAUCCUCGCCAUGCUAAGAGAAGAUGCUGCUCCACCGAGUAUGCUAUCCCAGAUGGACGCCGAGAUGGGACACACCUUUGCAAAUGCUAUACACAUCUUCACACACAAGCACGGAAUCGCACUGGACGAUAUCGACAUGAUUGGAUCAGGUGGGCAAUUAAUAACGCUAACUGGCUCUCCUCCACAGGGGCAACAUCGAUCAAACAUGUGCUUGGGAGAGGGGGCAGUUAUCUCGGCCAAGACAGGCGUUACAACGGUCUCGGAUUAUCGAACUGCAGAGCAAGCCGUUGGGAGACAGGGAGCACCAUUGUUCGCAUAUCUCGUGGGCUUACUGCUGCACCAUCCUACACGGCUCCAGAUCUGUAUAACAAUCGGAGGAAUCACAACAGUUUGCUUCAUCCCACCGGAUAACAAAGGGGGAAUUGAUGCUAUGUACGAUUGGGAUACCGGGCCAGGUACCUGCAUGAUCGACUCAGCUUUUCGGCAAUUUGGACUCGAUCCAACGACGGAUCAAGCCUCGUCAUUGCUAUACGGCCAAAUAUGCCAUCCAGUGGUGGAAGAACUAUUGACGAACGACGAGUACUUGAAGACAAGACCGCCCAAAACAACAGCUAGAGAAAUUUUUGGCGAUGCCAUGGCUCACCGGAUUGCGGAAAUGUGUGCAUAUCGAGGCUGCACCCCUGCCGACACCAUCGCCACCCUCACACGCUUCACAUCCGCAAGCAUUGCUCAGCAAAUGCUCGUCUUCGGACCUGGUCGAGAGGCGAUAAACAACGCAGAUAUCAUCGUUGAUGGCCGUGGCAUGUCGAACAUGCAACUCAUCGCAGACCUCCAAAAUGAGUUUCCUGGAGCCACAUUUGGCACGUUCGAGUCGACGGGCGUGCCGUCAAAUGCAAAGAAAGCAGUAGGCUUUGCCAUGCAAGCGAUGGAAGCGAUUCUCGGUCGCGCUCUACCUGUUCCCACGAAUGCAGAUGUAAGGCGGCCGAAUACAAUUACUGGGAAGCUGGCUCCGGGAUUGAGAUGGAGGGAGAUUAUCGAGAAGAGCGUAGCGUUUGGUGGUGCGGGGAGGGGAUGGGAGGGGCUACCCGAGGUGAGGGAGUUGAUUGUGAAGCAGAAGGUAUAG
Molecule: messenger RNA, 1422 nt
Organism: Hyaloscypha bicolor E
Lineage: Eukaryota; Fungi; Ascomycota; Leotiomycetes; Helotiales; Hyaloscyphaceae
Product: UPF0075-domain-containing protein
Exons: 2
Coding region: 1-1422 (473 amino acids)
Biological process (GO): peptidoglycan turnover; amino sugar metabolic process
Molecular function (GO): phosphotransferase activity, alcohol group as acceptor; ATP binding
Source: RefSeq, a predicted model, not a curated record